AUGGACUCUGACGCUGGCUCCAACUCCAGCCGCUCCUCAUCUCCAGAUCUGGUGGUGGAUGACUCCAUGGGCAGCUUCUUCUCCAACAAGAUGUUCCAAGCCUACUGCCGGGAGGAGGGGGCAGCCAGGGCCGCUGGGCAGGGCAGGACUGACCGCUGUGCUGGGGGAGGCAAGAGCAAGACCCUCAAAGAGGGUGACGUGCAGGACCUGAGGCUGAAGGUGAACGGCAGGGAGAGGAAGAGGAUGCACGACCUGAACCAGGCCAUGGACGGCCUGAGGGAGGUCAUGCCCUAUGCGCAGGGGCCCUCCGUCCGCAAGCUCUCCAAGAUCUCCACCCUGAUGUUGGCCCGUAACUACAUCCUCAUGCUGUCCAGCUCCCUGGAGGAGAUGAAGAAGCUGGUGGGGGACGUGUAUGGAGGUGGUGGUUCCCAGAGUCGCACUAGCCACCGCCGGAUCAACCCUCCGGCCCCCACAGCUCACCUCCCCCUACACCCCCUGGCCCAGUCCCUGCACUCCCUGGUGGGUAGCACGGCCUCGGCUCUCCACCACCCUUCGCCUCUCCCGGCUCCAGCCCCACACUCACCACCCUCUGCAAGCUACCUGGGCUUCCACCAUGCACCCGUACAGAGCCUGCUGAAAGACCCUCUCCACCUAGCCAGCUCCUACAGGCACUUUCCUGGUAUGCCCUGUCCCUGCUCGCUCUGCCAGCCUCUACCAACCACCGCAUCCACCCUGCAUAGCUUUUCCAUGGGCAAGUGA
Molecule: messenger RNA, 759 nt
Organism: Oncorhynchus tshawytscha (Chinook salmon)
Lineage: Eukaryota; Metazoa; Chordata; Actinopteri; Salmoniformes; Salmonidae
Product: oligodendrocyte transcription factor 3-like
Exons: 1
Coding region: 1-759 (252 amino acids)
Molecular function (GO): protein dimerization activity
Source: RefSeq, a predicted model, not a curated record